Molecule: messenger RNA, 4074 nt
Organism: Eublepharis macularius
Lineage: Eukaryota; Metazoa; Chordata; Lepidosauria; Squamata; Eublepharidae
Gene: DDX20
Product: DEAD-box helicase 20
Exons: 11
Coding region: 322-2631 (769 amino acids)
Biological process (GO): spliceosomal snRNP assembly
Cellular component (GO): SMN complex
Molecular function (GO): RNA helicase activity; ATP binding; RNA binding
Source: RefSeq, a predicted model, not a curated record
UGACGAACUCCGAGCAGUAAAGAAGGGAGGGGGGGAAGCCCCAGCGCUCCCUCGCAAAUCUUUCUCCACCCCUCGUCACACAACUGUCUUCUCUAUCCCGGUGAAAUCAGCUUCGAAUCUUGGCCACCCGCCCCUUUCUCUCGCCCAGCGCCGCAAACUCCUACGCGCAUCCCCGCAGUUCGUCUCAAUGGUUCUUCCCUUUUCCUAUCCACCAACCGCGUUCGUCUUUUGCUGCGUCUCGACUGGUUCCUUCCCAGCUCGCUCGUUUGUUCGGCGGGCGCCUGUAUUUCUCGCGACGUUUCCGAACCGCCCUCUUCUGACAUGGCGGCUCCCGUGCCGGCUGCAGCUGAGAGCUGGCUCCGUACCCGGGACGUGGUGGUGCCUGAAGGCCCCGAAGAUUUCGGAUCGCUGCUGCUUUCGCCGCCGGUGCUGGAAGGGCUGCGAGCUGCAGGGUUUCUAAGGCCUUCUCCAGUGCAACUCAAGGCCAUACCUUUGGGGCGCUGUGGCCUCGAUCUUAUUGUGCAAGCAAAAUCUGGCACUGGUAAAACCUGUGUCUUUUCUACAAUUGCACUUGACUCCCUUAUCCUGGAAAGCCCAGUUACACAGAUUCUGGUUUUGGCUCCCACUCGAGAGAUUGCUGUACAGAUUCAUGCAGUUAUUACAGCAAUUGGGAUUAAAAUGGAAGGUUUGGAAUGUCACGUCUUUAUUGGAGGAACUCCUUUAAACCAAGACAAAGUCAGGCUGAAAAAGUGUCACAUAGCAGUUGGCUCCCCUGGUCGCAUAAAGCAACUUAUAGAGUUAGAGUAUCUGAAUACAGCCAGCAUUCGUCUUUUCAUUCUUGAUGAAGCAGACAAGCUUCUAGAAGAAGGCAGUUUCCAGGAGCAAAUCAAUUGGAUUUACUCUUCUCUACCGGCCAAUAAGCAGAUGUUGGCUGUUUCAGCCACCUAUCCCGAAUCCUUGGCUAAUGCUUUGACUAGAUACAUGAGAGAUCCCACGUUUGUGAGGUUGAAUCCCACCGAUCCAAGUCUCAUUGGGUUGAAGCAGUACUUCAAAGUUGUAAAUUCUCAUCCAUUACCACACAAGACAUUUGAAGAGAAGGUGGAGCAUUUACAGGAGCUCUUCAGCAAGAUUCCCUUCAAUCAGGCGUUGGUCUUCUCAAACCUACACAGCCGAGCUCAGCGCUUGGCAGAUUUACUGACAUCCAAAGGUUUUCCUGCUGAAUGCAUUUCAGGCAAUAUGAAUCAGAACCAGAGACUAGAUGCCAUGGCUAAACUCAAGCAGUUCCAUUGCAGAGUAUUGAUUUCAACUGAUUUGACCUCACGUGGAAUUGAUGCUGAGAAAGUGAACUUAGUCAUUAACUUAGAUGUGCCUUUGGACUGGGAGACAUACAUGCAUCGGAUUGGCAGAGCUGGACGCUUUGGAACUUUAGGGAUUGCAGUGACUUAUUGUUGCCGUGGGGAGGAAGAAAACAUGAUGAUGAACAUUGCACAGAAGUGUAACCUUCGACUUCUUCCUUUACCAGAGCCUGUGCCUCUUGAGCUGAUGGAACAGUUUGAAGGCUGGGAUGUAGAAGUCACUGCUGUCUCGUAUCCCAAUGCUUCACUGCAUGCUCCUCUGCUGUCUGCUAAACAACCAGAGGUGGCAGUGCAGCACACAGCUGGAGGCAACAGUGCACAGGAGUCCUCGGUUACUGCUUGUGGAAAAAUCUCUUUAGCCAAGCCAAAAGAGGCCUUCAAGCAAAAGCAAGUGUUCAAGAGCAGAAUGGAGCGUAGCAACACAAAGAGAACCGUCAGGAACCAACAGUCUUCUCAUUGCACUGUAGAGCAGAAACGCCAGCUGGAGCCUGUUGUCCAAACUAGUGGGCAGCAGAGUAAGCAAGAGGUGGACAAGGAAGUUUUAAGAAACAUGCUUCCCAAGAUACCUUGCCUGUCCUCUUACAAGACCCAUCAAUCCACCAAUAUAUGGGGCAUGGCUAAGUUUGUGGAGGAUUAUGAAUGUUUCAUUAAGGAAGGACUGGAGAAAGAUGUGGAAAUCAUAAGAAGCUUUACAGGUCCUGGACAGCAGCAUUCAGAAAAUGAUGCCUUUUAUGGGAAAGAAAUGGAAUCCAGCACAUGUGCAGCACCGACAGUUGAUGCAUGGACUGGAGAGUCCGAUAGUGAUAGUAGCUCUUACAGUUCUGACUCAUUCACGUAUAGCCCAGAGGACCAGUCACAUAUCAAAAUGUCUUCAGAUACACAGAAAGAAGAGGAUAUUGGCUUGUCAACAGAACAGACUUUUCAGAGGCACUCUCAGCAGUUCAGUGAUGUUCCUAAUCCGAAGGAACUUCUAGAGCCACCUCGGCUCCAGAAGGUUAAACAGAAUGUGAACCAGGGCAAACAGAGUAGGCAGAGCCACUACCCUCCUGCUAAGCCCUCUAAGAGAGGGGCCAUGAAAGGUGCCCCCCAGCACAAACCUGAUCCCUCUUUCCUCUGUGAGAAUCAGAGUUAUGAAGAAUACUGGAAAACAUAUUACCAGGCAUACCGGGACUAUUAUGCUGCAGCUUCUUAUUCCUACAAUCACAUGUAUAGCUGGCUGACUGCUUAUCGUGCCAACGCAGUCUAUAUUGAAGAGUUGCUGAGAGGUCAUCAGUGAUGGGCAAGCCCAUCUAGAUGUACAUGUAGUAUGAGUUCACCUCUGUGCUUGGAUUCAGCCAUUUUAGUAUAUUUUCAUUCAAUGUAUAUAGUUUUCUGUAUGCAUUCCAGAAGAUGAAAUGCUGCAACAGAUGUUUUGCCAAUUAAAAAUUGUAAAAAUAGUAGUGGAAUUUCAUCUAUUGUGCAGGUAUUUGUAGAUACACUCAAGAUGUUUUCAUGGCGUUACAUUCAACCUGUUAAGCUGAUCCUUGCUUCAUUAGAAAUGUAUUGAACGUGGCCACAACGUUUGGCCCAUUUUACUUGCCUUUGGAAAAGACUGUUGUCUUUGCUUCUCAUGUACAGAUGGUGCUGUUCCAGGACUUAAAACACUCUUGAGUCUUCAGAAGUGAGAGAGUUUACUGAGCUAUAGUGGCUCAAAUCCUCUGGAUCUUCUAAUGGUGGUGGUUUUUCUUUUAGCACAAGGAGCUUUCCCCUGACACAAGAGGUUCUUCUGCAAACAGAUGUGUAUCCAUGCUGGAAGAAAGUGUUGCCAUUAGUGUGAAGCAUCUCUUGGUAUCCAACCCACAGUAAUUUUAUCUUCUCUGAACCCAGAUGAAUUCAAUGUGAGAUUAUUUCUUAUAUUCCUGCCCAGAAGAACAUAGUGCCUUGGAGCUUAAUGAUGAAAAAUGCUGGUUUCUCUCCACUUUGCUUUGUAGUGGAGCAGAAAAAGAAUACUCUCUAUAGCACAAUUCUUUGCAUGUCUAUCUGGAACCAAGUCCAGAUAUGUUCAUCAUAAAUUUACUGCCUUAGUUACUGAAGUGGAGAUGGGCCAAGUAUUUGAAGUUUCUUAAAGCUAUUUCUGAGUUGUAUAGCAUGCAACCGACUGUUUAAGAAAUUGGUCAGAUUUCAGGAAAAAUGUUUAGAAAGCUGGGUCUUCAUAAUAAGGCACCAGCUUAAAAAAGAAAUUUCUGAGUACUAGUUCUGUUGAUUUCUAUAUUCCUUAUGGGCGAUUUCUCAAAUCCCACUGUGUUGUAAUAUUCUCCUACUAGAGCUGCUCAUGUUAUGUAUCUAUAUGGGCUAAGAUAAGGUCUAUAGCAAAAAGUGGGCUAUAGCAAAGAAGAUUUUUAUCUAUUGUGAUGAAUAAUAUUUUUAAAACUGCAUGGUAGGCAUCUGCUAGAACUUCGGAUCCAAAGGGAAUUUACAGAAGGGCUUCUCUACUGCUAUACACUUAGCCCCUCUAGAGCUCGCAAAUCCUUACUUCUGGGCAAUACUUGUUCUUUCCAUUAAUUACCUUUUGGACAUGGGAAUACUUUUUUGUAAGAAACAUAUUUUUAGCAGCAAGCCUUAUUCUUUAUUAAAAUGUACUUUUAAUUUGCCAGUACAAAUUAUGCAACUCCUGCUGGGCAACAACCAGUCGUUCUUUCUGUUUAGAAGUGGUCUAAAUAAAAAGGCGUGUCUCAAUUAA